CCGAUCAGCACCAGCUACCUGCCAGUUUAGGCAGUAUAGGCUUUAGUUUCGAUGAAUAAAGCUUGUCAGCUUCAGUUAGUGACGAAUCCGCAAACAAACAGCAGACGCGGCUUCCGAACGCAAGCGUUGGAUAUAGUUCGCCUUUGCACUUCAUCAUUAUCAAUGGAAAUUGAUCUGAUCGAACGAAGACGACGACAGCUUUGGAUUUUUUGUUUUGAUUCUCGCGAUCAGGUUGGCCGUGAUCAGGAACGUAAACAGUAAAAUUAAUCAUGAGACGAUGGAACUUAUUGGUUGUGUUAGUGACGGCAUUUUAUUGUGCGCACCGCGAAGCUCGAACUCAGAGCGGUGAGGGAGAUUCCUGUUUCUUUCAAAACACUGCCGGAAUAUGUGUUGGCUAUAGCAGCUGUCGCCGUGUGUUGGAAUCAACCGGAAGCCGGAUCACCAUUUGUUCCUACAAUGCCAAAGAAGCCAUCGUUUGCUGCCCGGAGGACUACAAGACGCGAUUGGAACAACAGGAGGCUCGAGAUGCCUCAAUGACCAUCAGUGCCCGGAAGUGCGAACAAUAUAUGCGUCAGGCAGCGCCUACUUUGUACUUCAGCUCGCUGAAACCAAACGGAGAGGUCAUUCAGAGGAAAGCCAGACCAUGUCCCACCUACACCAAUUUGAUUGUCGGUGGCGAAGCUGCCCAGCAGGGAGAGUUUCCCCAUAUGGCUGCAAUAGGAUAUAGGAGUGGUCCCACGGGCGCUCUUGAGUUUCGUUGCGGUGGCAGUCUCAUCAGCGAACGGUUCAUUUUAACGGCAGCCCAUUGUCGCAAUGAGGAUGCGGUGUUGGUUCGAUUGGGCGUUGUGGAUUUGUUGAGUGAUAAAAGCGCGACCCAACCACAGGAUUACAACAUCGAAUCAUUCAUAAGACAUCCCGAGUAUUCCGCUCGAACCAAACAUAAUGAUAUCGCGUUGGUAGAGCUGUCGGAAACCGUUCCGUUCAGUCAACGGGUGCGACCGGCCUGUCUGUACCAAUCUACGGUAAUUAGAGAACAGAAGCUGACUGCUACGGGCUACGGAGCGGUCGAUAAUUUUGGAACCAGCCAAAAUCAUCUGCUCAAAGUGGUUCUCGAUCAGUAUGGCCAGGAGGAGUGCCGCCGGCACUACCAGAGCGACGUUCACACCCUGACACGGAAUGUUGUCGACACUCAAAUGUGCGCUGGUUAUCCAGCCGGUGGGCGGGAUACCUGUCAGGGUGAUUCCGGUGGUCCACUGCAGGUUCGGAACACCAGCGACGGAUGUCAAUUUCACAUCGUAGCGGUUACCUCGUUUGGAAAGUUCUGUGGAACAAUCGUCCCCGCGAUAUAUACACGCAUUGCGCCGUAUCUUAGCUGGAUUGAGUCGAUUGUGUGGAAUUCUGCAACAUCUCAUAAACUUCACCUCAUCCAGCAGGAAAACCGAGGGAAUAUCGGUAUCAUUUUCUUCAGAGUCAACGGAUUAUUGACUCCAAGAGAAAUUAGAAUUCAUACCUUCCACACCAAGCUAAGGGCAGUGGGUCAACGAAAUUACAUAUGCGCACCGCAUAUGUAUAAAACGGUUCAGGUUCAGGUGAAAUCGGUUGACUCAGAAGCAGUCGCCACGAUGGAUUUGACCGGACUGCUACAGUUUACGCUGUUCUUCGCUAUUUUACGCUUGGCAACCGCUGACGAUCGUGAAACGGCUGCACGGAUAGCAUCAUGGAAAUGUCAGGAAUAUGUCGACAUGGUCUCGGAACCGCAUGAGAUCAUUACUUUGGAUCUGGACUCGCCCGUUCGAUAUAUAUACAGUCUGCAGUGUCCAUUGCAAAAUCCGUACGUGGUAGGAGGGAAGGCCGUUCAGAAACACGAGUUCCCACAUAUGGUAGCCCUUGGUUAUCAGGGCCUUUCAAACUAUGAUUUUCUCUGCGGCGGAUCUCUGAUAAGUGAGCAAUUCGUUCUGACCGCUGCACACUGCAUCACUGACAAACUAAAGAUCGUCCGCAUUGGAGUGGUCGAACUGGACGAUCCGGAUGCACUGGACAUCAAAAUCGCGGAAAUAAUCAUUCACAGCGAUUAUUCGCCCCUGACGAAGUACGACGACAUCACGCUGCUUCGAUUGGAACAAAACGUGACCAUUUCCCUGCACAUACGACCCGCUUGCCUGGGAACCGAUCGCACCGAGCAGAUCCGACGAGCAACCGUCACUGGAUGGGGUAAAACUAGUCCCAGUUCCAGGACAUCAAACGAGUUGAACAAGGUAUCGCUAGAUAUCCCCAGUGAUCGCAGGAAAUGCAUCCAGAUGUACAACGCGCCCGGCCGGAGCCGUCUGAUCGAUCGGCAGAUUUGUGCCGGAUCCCUGGAGGGCAGACAGGAUGCCUGUCAGGGUGACUCCGGUGGUCCACUGCAGGUUUUCGAGGAAGGGAAGUGUCGCUAUCACGUCAUCGGAGUGGUUUCUUUCGGGAAGAUUUGCGGCUCGGCCGAGUACGGAGUUUACACAAGGGUUUCACGCUAUCUCAGCUGGAUUGUGGAGACGGUUUGGCCCGACGAAUGGGAGUUCAAAGAGCAACACGAUCUGGACCUGCUAAUAAUUAUCAUUAGAGAUAGUCGGUCCUUUUGUGGAAAUCCCCAACAAUCGCUCGCAUCUGCUAAACAAAUAAUGAUUUCAAGGUGCCGCUUCUUGUGGCACAUUCAGACAUCAUGUCUACUGCUUCUUUUCUUCUGGUUGCAUAGAUCGGAAGCGGCAUUACAAGAGUACGAUGCCUGCAGGUAUAACGGUGCUCCGGGAAUCUGCCGCAGUUACUCGGCCUGUAAGAAACAACUCCAAAACAAACGCAUCACCAUUUGCAGUUACAACGCGCGGGAGGCCGUCGUAUGUUGCCCCGAAGCCGAAGGUGUUCGCUUCGAAGACAAUGACGAGGACAGCAAUAAAGAAGUGCCACAAUCUCCCGACUUGAACUCCCGAAAGGCCGUACAAAAAUGUAAGGAAUACAGCAAACUGUCGUACAACCAGAUAGCCGUCAGUACACUGACGCUCACGCCCACAGUGCUGAAAUACGACGUGCCAAAGUGUGAUAACAUUGUGAAGCUGAUCGUGGGCGGGAACAUCACAAAGCCGGGGGAAUUCCCCCAUAUGGCUGCUAUCGGAUGGCGGUAUGCCGAUCGAGUUUCAUUCGACUGUGGUGGUUCGCUGAUAAGUGAUCGUUUCGUUUUGACCGCCUGUCACUGUUACUUGGAUAUUGAUGGGGAAUUUCCUUCCUUCGUUCGGUUGGGUGAGCAAAAUCUUGUUCGCGAUGAUGACGGUGCCAAUCCGAUCGAUGUGGACAUUGAAGAGUUUCUCCGUCAUCCCGAGUUCAAGCGAAGCCGUGGAUUAUACAACGACGUUGCGUUGAUAAAGCUGGUGCGUAAGAUAACCUUCACAAACUACAUUCGACCGGCUUGUUUGUUCGAUCAAUUUCGAGUCAGUGCCGAACAGGCAAUCGCUACUGGAUUUGGUCUCAAGGACGAUCAUGGCGACAAAUCAGACGAACUGUUGAAGGUAUCGUUGAACAUCUACGGUAACGACUUUUGCCAGAAGGCAUACACGAAUAUUCGUCAGCUCAAGAGCGGUUUCAAGGAGACCCAACUGUGCGCCGGAAACACCGAGGGAGGAAAGGACACCUGCCAGGGAGACUCGGGUGGACCGUUGCAGAUUACCAAGCAGGAGAAUCACUGCAUGUUUCACAUUGUUGGUAUCACCUCUUUCGGUCAGUCCUGUGGUUCGUCGGUUCCGGCGGUUUACACCCGGGUAGCGUCGUAUCUGGACUGGAUUGAAUCGGUUGUUUGGACGUAAAUGGCUGUUGUAUCUAAUGUGACAAAAAAAAUCUCCAACGGAUGAAUAGUAGAAGCACUAUCGCGUCUGUUUUACAUUACUUGACUUUUAUACACUGAAAAUAUAUUUUCAUUUCAGUAUUCGUA
Messenger RNA from Toxorhynchites rutilus septentrionalis, 3952 nucleotides. RefSeq lists its product as uncharacterized. Lineage: Eukaryota; Metazoa; Arthropoda; Insecta; Diptera; Culicidae. Gene Ontology annotation, biological process: proteolysis. The record is from RefSeq and is a predicted model, not a curated record. The transcript is spliced from 14 exons. The coding region runs from base 270 to 3827 and encodes 1185 amino acids. Gene Ontology annotation, molecular function: serine-type endopeptidase activity.